Messenger RNA from Andrographis paniculata, 2751 nucleotides. Its product is annotated as filament-like plant protein 7. NCBI's taxonomy places the organism in Eukaryota, Viridiplantae, Streptophyta, Magnoliopsida, Lamiales, Acanthaceae. The transcript has 6 exons. Bases 111 to 2603 code for a protein of 830 amino acids. The record is from RefSeq and is a predicted model, not a curated record.
CACACAGAUAUACACACAUACAGGGGAUUACAGUGGCAGUCGAAAAGUUGUCCCUCUGCUUUCUACGAUCGCGACGGAGUCCGGCGAUUUUUGCACGAGGUGGAGGAUAGAUGAUGCCGUCGAAGAAGAUGGAUGAGAAGCCAUGCCUAUGGAAUAAAAAAGUUACUGAGAAGACGUUAGCAGCUGAUCAAGGAAAUGGAACUGAGGUGCAGGAAUUUAUGACACUGAAAGGAGAUCUAGAAAGAAAUCUUGCCAAGAAACAAGAGAAAAUUGCGCAAGAAGCUAUUGCAGGUGGUGAUCUAUGCUGGGAAAAAGCCAAGAUCGAAGCUGUUUCUUCCAAGAAAGAUCUCGUCCAUGUUCAACAACAGAGAGCUGCUUCAGAGGAGGAGCGAUCAGCACGAUUGGAAGCGGCAUUGAAUGAUUGUACGCAGCAGUUACAUUUUGUCCGAGAGGAUCAGGAGAAGAGAAUCCAGACAGCCGUGGUAAAAGCAUUGGAAGAACUAGACAAAACACGGUUAGCUUUAGAGCAAAGACUAGCCGAGGCUGGUAAGAGGAUUGUGAAACUAGAUUCAGACAAUACACAGCUGAAGAAAGCCGUGUCCGGAAAGGACAAAGUGAUCCAAGACUUAAGCGAAUACAGGUCUCAGGUGGAAGCUGAUUUCAACGCACUUACAGUGAGGAUCGAUUCGACCGAGAAAGAAAACUCUUCACUCAAAUACGAGGUUCGUGUUCUCGAGAAGGAGCUCGACAUCAGGAAUGAGGAAGCAGACUUCAACCGUCGAGCAGCCGAUGUGGCUCAGAAGAAGUACAAGGAUAGUCUACAAAAAGUCGCAAGCCUCGAAUCCGAAUGUCAGAAGCUGCGUAGCCUUGUCCAAAAACGGUUGCCUGGCCCUGCUGCCUUGACAAGGAUGAAGAACGAGGUCGAAAUCCUCGGCAGGGACCACAUCGGAUCAAUAAGGAAAAAGACUACCUCCUUGUGUGGCUCGCCGGACUUCUCUGCCGAUGCGCCAAGCAAAGGGAUCGGUUUUCUUACCGAGCAGUUGCAAGCUGUCGAAGAGGAAAACCGAACUCUUCGACAUGCACUCACUAAAAGGUCGACCGAACUACAAGCUUCUAGAAGCAUGUACGUUCGCGCCGCCUCCAGGUUCUCGAGAGGUGACGAAUCAGUAAAAAGUUUCUUACAGGAUCGCUCUGUGACAACUCUAUCUGAUGCAGGCAGUGAAGACAAAGCCAGCUGUGCAGAGUCAUGGGCUUCGGCUUUAAUCUCGGAGCUCGACAACUUCAAGAAUGAGAAACAGUUAGGCUCGUCGCCGUCUCAUGGAAACAUGGGAGGUUCAGAAAUGUACCUAAUGGAUGACUUCGCCGAGAUGGAAAAGUUUGCUGUGGAUUUGGUCGGAAGCUCCCAUGAUUCGUCUGAAGAAGGUAAUCCGGUUAUUGGCUUGUCCAGUGAAACAACAGGGAAGUCUCAGAAUUCUGCUGCAUAUGAUGCAAGAAACAACGGCGAUAUCUCAUCCAUGUCGAUAAACAAAGUUGUGAAGAUCCUUGAAGGACUAAGUAAGUGUGUGGCCGAGUCUUUAUCAGACAAGGAUGAUGGCGGCGAGGUUUUAUCUUGUAAGAAUCUGGAAGCUGGGUUGGAAGGCUACUUUGUUCGAGUUGUCAGAUGGAAAGCGGAUGAGCUUUCGGACAUUCUGCAGCAAUCUGUUCGGACUUGCAAUGAAUUGUUGAAUGGAGAGGCUGAAGUCCCACAGUUUGCUGAGCUUGUGGCUUACAUUUUGGAUUGGGCUGUGAAUCACUGCUUUUCCUUACAGGAUUUUUUGAGCAUGGACAAAAAAUCGAGCAUCAAAACUGAUGUAGACAAUGCUGAUCUCUCCAGACAUACAGAAAGAGAAGAAAUGUCAUGUACAAUGAAGGAAGCUACAAGAUUGUCUGUUGCGCCGCCGAGCAAUAUGGAGCCUCCUGUUACCGAUUCAAAUGGUCUGCUUCGACCGGGAGAUGGCUGGAACGAAUUCGAAUCCUUGAAAGACAUAACCGAGAAGUUGGAAUCAGUGAGGCAAUGUGAAUUUGAGGCGGAUCAAAUUGAAAACCAGACAUCAGCUAAAGAUGACCUUCUUCUGAGUGUCCCAUGUAGUAAUAACCAAAACAUUCAUACAAGCAUGACGAUCACCAAAGCUCUCGGAGAUGGACAAACCUCGGAAGAUCCACUUCAAAAUGAUCAGGAGAUAAAUGCAGCUUCAAGAAAGUUAGCUGAGUGCCAAGAAACCAUCCUAAAUCUCGAGAAGCAAUUUAAGGCCCUGGCUUCGCCCAACGGCUUUAAAAAGGAUGCAUUGAUUUCUAUUGCUAACCCGACGACUCCUCGGAGAAGCAGCAGCAGCCAGCGUUUGUCCCUUCUGGACAACAUGUUAGCCGAAGAUAAUAAACAGACAAGCUUAGAGUGUUCAAGAAAAUUCACAAAGGAUCCGAAGGAGGUCGACAGUGAUGUGGGGAGCACGGCCCCUUCCGGGGCCAUAGUCCCUGUCAAGAAAAAUGGAGGCAAAGGUUUCUUGAAGAAGUUGUUUAGGUGGCAUAAGAAAGGUAAGAGCAAGAAGACACUCCCAUUUUCUUGACAAGGGACAAUGGUGGUGUGGUAUUAGUACAUCAAAUAAACUUGUAUCAUUGAUUAUAUGAUAUUUUGUUUGAUUCUAUAUUUUAUCAUUGAGUUGCAAUUAUAUGGGAAAAUGGAAGAAGUCACACGUUUACUUGUGGUUAAAUUAC